Aspergillus mulundensis is the source of this 1920-nucleotide messenger RNA. It is a transcript of the gene cp1, whose product is annotated as putative carboxypeptidase S1. The transcript is spliced from 2 exons. The coding region runs from base 1 to 1920 and encodes 639 amino acids. Gene Ontology annotation, molecular function: serine-type carboxypeptidase activity. Gene Ontology annotation, biological process: proteolysis. NCBI's taxonomy places the organism in Eukaryota, Fungi, Ascomycota, Eurotiomycetes, Eurotiales, Aspergillaceae. The record is from RefSeq and is a predicted model, not a curated record. Gene Ontology annotation, cellular component: fungal-type vacuole.
AUGGAUAUCCCCGUCAACGAAUCUGCCCUAUCGACUCUGAUUUCAAAUUGGGCUGCGCGGGUGCUGCCGAGUCUCUCAAUGCCCUCGCUGACAUCGGCUGUUGCGCUCUCCGCGGGCCUGGUCAACCUGGUUGCCGGCCAAUAUUUCCCUCCUGUUACCACCGACGGCGCCAAGGUCAUUCACUCCAAGCACCAAGAGGGUGUCAGGAUUUCUUACAAAGAGCCUGGAAUCUGCGAGACAACUCCGGGUGUAAAAUCCUAUUCGGGUUAUGUCCAUCUACCCGCAGGCACACUAAAUGACCUCGGCUUGGAUCAAGAUUAUCCCAUUAAUUCCUUCUUCUGGUUCUUCGAGUCCCGUAAUGAUCCCGUCAACGCGCCGUUGUCGAUAUGGAUGAACGGCGGCCCGGGAAGUUCGUCCAUGAUCGGCCUCAUGCAGGAGAAUGGACCAUGCCGUGUCAACAUGGACUCCAACUCUACGGAGCUGAACCCCUGGUCAUGGAACAAUUACGUCAAUAUGCUCUACAUCGACCAGCCGAAUCAGGUUGGUUUCAGCUACGAUGUGCCCACUAACGGAACAUAUGAUCAGUUGACGGGAGUUCGUGACGUCUCGGGGUGGACGACCGUCCCGGAACAGAACAACACGUUCUAUGUGGGCACGUUUCCCAGUCUGAACGCCUCAUCCACGGCCAACACUACUCAGAACGCAGCCCGCGCUCUUUGGGCCUUUGCGCAGACCUGGUUUACGGAGUUUCCGGCUUACAAACCCCAUGAUGACCGGGUCAGUAUCUGGACCGAGUCUUAUGGAGGCCGCUAUGGCCCCUCGUUCACUGCCUUUUUCCAGGAGCAGAACGAGAAGAUUGCUAAUGGCUCGCUUACCUCGGCGGGGGAAUCUCACUAUAUCCAUCUCGAUACACUCGGAAUCAUCAAUGGAUGUAUUGAUCUGCUUGUGCAGUCUCCGUCGUACCCCGAGAUAGCAUACAACAACACGUACGGCAUCGAAGCAAUCAACGAAACUAUCUAUGAUUUCGCGAUGAAUGCCUGGAGCAAGCCGGGCGGCUGCAGGGAUCAGAUCAUCAGAUGCCGCGAACUUGCUGCUGAGGGCGAUCCUUACAUGUAUGGCAACAACAGGACGGUAAAUGCUGCCUGUUCAGCAGCGGACAGCUACUGCGGUAACAACGUGGAAGGCCCGUACCCUCUGUUCUCAGGUCGAGGAUACUACGACAUUGCUCAUUUCGACCCUGACCCUUUCCCUCCACCAUACUACUUGGGCUAUUUGAGUCAGCACUGGGUGCAAGAAGCCCUUGGUGUCCCUAUUAACUUUACAGAGUCGGUUGACAGCGUUUACGCUGGGUUUAGUUACACCGGCGACUACCCACGAUCCGAUGUUCGUGGCUAUCUGGAGGACAUAGCAUAUGUGCUCGACUCGGGCAUCAAGGUGGCCCUCGUUUACGGCGAUCGGGACUAUGCCUGUCCCUGGAACGGCGGCGAGCAGGUGAGUCUGCAGGUUGAGUACAGCGAUGCAGACAAGUUCCGCGCUGCUGGGUACGCACCACUACGGACCAAUUCCUCGUACGUCGGCGGUCUUGUACGCCAGCAUGGAAACUUCUCCUUCACCCGGGUCUACCAGGCCGGUCACGAAGUACCUGCGUAUCAGCCCGAGACUGCGUACGAAAUCUUUCAUCGAGCCAUGUUCAACCGUGACAUCGCGACCGGAAAGAUCUCGACAGCUCAAAAUGGCACAUAUUCCACCACGGGCCCCUCUUCGACAUGGAAUGUCACCAACACCGUCCCGGAUAGCCCGGCGCCGACUUGCUACAUCCUCUCUCUGGGGUCGUAUUGCACCGAUGAGCAGAUCGCGAGCGUGGCGAACGGGACUGCGCUGAUCAAGGAUUAUAUCGUGGUGGACGAGAGUGCUCCUUAG